UGAAAGGUGUUGUGCUUCACUUCUCUUUGAAAAGCCUGAGACACAGGUGGACUAACUCUGAAGUCAGGAGCUUGAAGCCUCAGCAUGACAAGCUGUCCACAGAAAUACAUAGAAGGUGAAGCUCUUCACUUUCAACGUGAAAAAUCAAACAAUGCAUUAAAGCUCAGAGUGGCCGUGCUGGUUGUCUGUGUUCUCCUGGUGUCGGCUCUCGUGGUAAUUUAUCUCUUGUUUGAGCUUUUGACAACCAGGGAAAUGCUCAGAAACCUUGAGCUAAAGCAGAAAACUGUACAAACCAAUGUCGCGGAGAGACUGCCUGAAAUGAAACCAUGUAGUACAGUGCAGCCCACAUGUCCAGAGCCUAAAGUAAAAAUUAUAACGGAACCGUGCAACACAAUACCAACUACAACCCUACAACCUCCUGAAAUAAACAUGCUAACACAAUCGUACAGCACGAUACCGCCUACAACCCCACAACCUCUUGAUAUAACUACGAAUGAUUCAUGUUAUAAAUGUGAGGAUGGCUGGAAGCAACAUGGAGGAAAGUGCUAUUUUUUCUCCACAAGCAAAUCAUCCUGGAAUGAGAGGAGCACUGGAUGUAUCACUAAAGGAGGAGGCCUGGUUAAGAUAGACAGCAAAGAGGAGCAGAGCUUCUUGAGGAUAGCUAUUCAACAAAAAAUCGAGGGCUAUGACGACCUUUUCUGGAUCGGACUGACAGACUCAGCAGUAGAGGGCAGAUGGUUGUGGGUGGACGGCUCACCGCUGAAUGAAGGGUUUGAUUCAGUCCAAUUACAUUAUACUGCACUUCAUACAUAUGAAAUGUACUGCAGGGUUUGCCUAUUUACAAUAACAGUCACCUUAGAGCUGGAUUAUACUGUAAGGAAAAGACAGAAAGAAGACAGACCAGCGGUACUCAGUGACAGUGAGGUGGUGAGCAGAAAGAGAAGGGCUUAGAACGACCGCGACAAAACAAACAUUUGACAUUUUGGUUCUUUCAUGAGCCAAAUAAUUGGACUGGAGAAGAUCCUGAUGGAGAGGACUGUGCGAGCAUGGGGAAAACGCAUUGGUUUGAUAUUUCCUGCAAAGUAAAUAUUAGAAGUAUUUGUGAGAAACCAGCUGUGGCUCUGUGUGUCUAAAUUUAAUUCGGGAAGUAGAGGUGGGAGUAGAGGACACAAUGAGGCCGUUUUUCAAAAGCUAAUGCUGCAAACUUUUAAAGCUUCCUUUCAUGAAAAGAUAUAUAUACCAUUUAAAAUGAAAUAAAUGUUAAUGAUUAGUUUGUUCCUGUUUUUUUAAUGUGUGUAUUAUGUGCUAAAACUGCAAUGUCACCAGUGAAACGCUUUUUUUUUGUUGUAACUUUUAAGAAUUUACAUCAGUGUCUGACCUCACAGAGGAGUUAUAUAUCUAAAGCCUAUGAAAAUAAACCUUGUUCUGCCUGUUUUAUUAAAAUGAUAUAAAAACUUUCCAGACUGUAAAUAGACUCA
Oreochromis aureus is the source of this 1478-nucleotide messenger RNA. Its product is annotated as C-type lectin domain family 4 member M-like. Lineage: Eukaryota; Metazoa; Chordata; Actinopteri; Cichliformes; Cichlidae. The coding region runs from base 85 to 951 and encodes 288 amino acids. The transcript has 10 exons. The record is from RefSeq and is a predicted model, not a curated record.